Messenger RNA from Suillus fuscotomentosus, 375 nucleotides. RefSeq lists its product as uncharacterized. The transcript has 2 exons. Lineage: Eukaryota; Fungi; Basidiomycota; Agaricomycetes; Boletales; Suillaceae. The coding region runs from base 1 to 375 and encodes 124 amino acids. The record is from RefSeq and is a predicted model, not a curated record.
AUGAGCAACAAGUUCAUUCCGUACCCCCCCUCUCCGGCUCCAAUUGAGCAUGCCGGAACAUUGGAAAAUGGCCUCACACAAAUGCGUCCUGCAACCUUGUACAAAGGGUAUCAAGCAAAGCUUGCUGCUCGUGAGACUGCAUGCCAGCGCAUGUUGGUGACCGCAUGGGAAAUUGAGGAAACCGAGCACUUCCUUGAGUUCCUGGAUGCUCUGCAUGUUGACAAUGAAGAACGGCUCGGAUUCGCUCAAGAAGACUUAAACAUCUUUAGGAAGCUAUUUUCUGAGCGUGACCGUUCUGAUGUCAAUAAUGACAGAGAUUACCUUCAAGCUGUCUAUGAGGAUGAAAUGGAGAUUCUUCGCGUUGUCUCACUAUAA